Molecule: messenger RNA, 1874 nt
Organism: Chiloscyllium plagiosum (whitespotted bambooshark)
Lineage: Eukaryota; Metazoa; Chordata; Chondrichthyes; Orectolobiformes; Hemiscylliidae
Product: EEF1A lysine methyltransferase 3-like
Cellular component (GO): protein-containing complex; cytosol
Source: RefSeq, a predicted model, not a curated record
UUUCUAAGUUUACAUCUGGUGCCAUGACUCGCUAUUCCAAUAUAGGGAGUGUUUCUCUCGGCUGAGUCAAUAGUAGAUUAUUUGAUUCAGACUCAACGCUGUGAUAGGGAUCCCUUUAGGUUGUUUUUGACUUUCUGACUGCUCCUUGGGAUCCAAACAGAUGAUCUACCCUUCGCCUAGUGGGACUAGCACCUUGAAGGAAUAGACUGAAAGCAUAAGGAAGGAAAUACAUUUAGAAGAGAUAUCAGUCAAAGCCAAGCAUCAAGGAAGCCAGCUUGAAUCAGGCCUACAAUGAGGACAAAUCUUCAGAAAUCCUUUAACUGAGUUAUCUUGCUAUUUAUAGAAAGUUAGUCAUUACAAGGUGCACUUCAUGCAGCAGCUCAUCACUUUCUUUGCAUGUAUCAGUCUCAGCAACUCAGAUGCACAAAUGCCCCUUCUAAAACAUCAUGAUCUUUUCUCAGUUUUCAGAGAUUUUCCAAAAAACACAUCUGUUUUAACAAAGGAAAAGCUUUAACCACGCGAAUCUGAAAUUAUUAAGAUCCAGAUCUCACACCAGGAAUUUGGAAUCUGUUCAGAGAUCAGGAGGAAGCCACUGGAGAUCAAGGAAACAUUGUUGGAUAUCAAUUAGGAAAAUGGAAACCAAGCUACAAAACAAUUACGCUAAUUCUGAGAUUGAGUACAUUUUGGAGAGAAGCUAUGAGUUUUGUGGACAACAUUUAUGGAUCAGUCAGAGCUCAAAUGCCCAGAUUGGGACAUCUGGUUUCAUAUGGGAAGCUGGUCUUGCUCUGUGUGAGUAUAUUGAAAAACAGAGGAUAAUCUUUAAUGGCAUGAAGGUGAUCGAACUGGGUGCAGGAACUGGAAUAUUAGGAAUCUUAGCAGUUCUGCUAGGAGGAAAUGUGACAAUUACAGACCAACCAAAUGUUUUGAAGCAAAUUGAACAUAAUGUUGUUGCCAGCAUCUCACCGUCCUGUAGAGAUCGGGUAAAUAUCCGUGCCCUAUCCUGGGGUCAUGAUCACAUUCAGUUUCCUCGUGACUACGAUUUCAUCUUUGGUGGAGAAAUUGUCUAUUUUCCAAAGACCUAUCCCUUACUAAUAAAGACUUUACAACAUCUCAGUAGUGAAAGAACCAUCAUUUAUCUUUCUUCAAAAAUGUGGCAGGACUUUCAGAUUAACAAAUUCUACGAAGACAUUCUACCUGAACAUUUUAAUUGCCAAAUUGUUGACAGAAAUGAAGAAAAUGACAUCAAUGUGUAUAAAGUGACCAAAAAGGUCCAUGCUCUGGGGAUUAGCUGUUAACACAGAGAGGCAGGUGUACAUUUUAUGUAAAGUGUCUCUUGGUGACCUUGAUGAUAGUUUUCAAUCAUUAUCUCUCGAAUGCUCAGUCUUAAAAAAUACUGUUCUGAUGUCUUAUGCCAUUGUUUCUCUUGUUUGUAUUUUGGAUGACUUUCCAACCCUCCUCAGAUUCUUUACCUGACCAAAGGCCCUUCAUCACGUGUGGAAUUAAGCCGUGAGAGUGAGUGGGAAUUAACCACACUUAGUACUGCCCUCAUUCUAUGUCAGCAUUGUCAGAUGUCACAAGAUAUGAAUCUAUUGGGAAUAUUUGCUGAUUCUUAUUUUUCCACCAGGAAUACUGAUCCAGUCCUGUUGCUCUGGCGGAGAUCAGCUAAUUAAUUGCUGACUUUGAAAUUGGAGUUUAUUGACUUGUAUGCAUCAGUUAUUACAAAGCUGUGCAGCAAUUAUUAAAGCUAAUUAAUUAAAAAUAGAGUGAAGGAAUCAACAACUUCUGGUCUCCAUGUCAUAAAAGAAAAGAGGCAGAUGAAGAUGUAAAAGAGGUUUGCUCAGAUGAUUCCAAUAAAAAGAUUAUUAAAAGGUAUG